GAUAAGCACCGACCCGGACUGAACUCCUAGUUACAAAUAGGAGCUGCGGCAUUCCAAGUGGAGCAGAGUGGAGGCGCUCCAUGCUGAUGAAUAAUAAUAUUAAGUAAGAGUGAGAAGCUGCCCUAUUUAACCAGAGCGAGGAGGAUAUGAAGCUGCUUCUUUCUGACUGGGAAAAAGAUAUGAUUAAUUAGGAAAUUAUUCACAGAGGACUAAACAUUUAAACCAGGUGGCAGUGUUGCAACAAAUAUCCACUAUAAGAGUUCCUGAGAAUUCACUGCGCUGCAUUCAGCUUUUAACUGUCCUUCAGUCAAUGCCUGGCAUGAUGUUUGAAGAGGAGUCUCAGGGUAUGAGAGGCCAGCAGGAGCUGUCCGUCCUGCGCGCCGUGGAGUCGCCUGUUGGGGCGGCGUCUAGUGGAGUUGAGGGUUCUCUGUCCUUCACUGAUGAAACUGUGUCCAUACUGACCUCCAGCAACCUGCUGGCUCGCUCUCUGCUGGGUCGCACCUCAGCCGUCAAGCGUAAAGAGAGCCCGGCUGCCUCUGCCCGACGCAAGCGCGAGUUCAUCCCCCAGGACAAAAAGGACGACAGCUAUUGGGACAAAAGAAGGAAGAACAACGAGGCGGCCAAACGUUCUCGGGAGAAGCGGCGGGUGAACGACAUGGUCCUGGAGAGCCGGGUGCUUGCUCUGCUGGAGGAGAAUGCCCGGCUCAGGGCAGAGCUGCUGGCUCUCAAGUUCCGCUUUGGUCUGAUUAAAGAUCCCUCCAGCACACAAAUUCUACCACUUGCUGGAGCUACUCAGCACAAUGUUCCAAAUCUGACUCCUCAAUAUUAUCCCCACAGAGGGGAUCCAGGCCCUCAAAGCUCCCCAGCACCACAUCCCAGCAACCCCUUAGGCCAGACAAGCACCAGGGGCUGUAGGGAGGGCGGAAAUCUGUCAGAGGACUCUGGGUUUUCUACCCCAGGUGGGUCCAGUGUGGGCAGCCCGAUCUUUUUUGAGGACCGCUUUGGUGAUCAUGGGAAAUUCUCCCCACAUCGGGCAGAAGAGUUGAGCUAUGACCUCCAGCAUUCACCUGCUGAAGUCCACCACCCUGCUGCCCCCAGUGUUGGCAAGCACGACCAAGCGGAAGCAAUGAAGAACCUUCCUCACAAGCUACGUUUCAAGAUUCCUGGGAGCGGCGAGGGUCUUGACGUGGGGUGCGACAGCGCCAGGCGCAGUCCAUCCAUCUCCGCCGUGAGCCGGGAAGGUCCUCGGGAGACCAGCAAAGGACUGAAUGGGGGUGAGGCGGCAGCAGGGCAUUUUUCUGGCUCCUGGGUUCAGCAAAUAGAGGGGGAGGAAUGUAGAAGGGAGAGACAGACUCCUCCUAAUACCACCGGCUGUAACCUCCAGGCUCCUCUGACGCCCGGACAAAACGAAGUCCUGUAUCAACAUGAAAACACUUACCUGAAGUCUCAACUCAGCUCCCUCUCUGAAGAGGUGGCUCAGCUGAAGAAGCUUUUCACAGAGCAGCUCAUGUCCAAAAUCAACUGAUGACCAAUGCUGGUAGAUGAUACGUGCUAAUGCCUGGACUUAAGGACUUCUAGCACAGACUGAAAAACAGCAAUACAAUCUUCUACUGUUCAGAAAGACUUAUUGUAAAAAAAAAAAACAAAAAAAAGUUGUUCGUUCUUUUUAAUGUCCUGGGUGUUGGUCAUUCGGUCUCGUCACCCCUCUGUACUGUUGCAGUUUAAGUCAUUUCAUACCUGGAAAAAAAAAUUCUAAUCAAAACAAAACGGUGCCGGCUAUGACAAGAUGUUUUGCACCGACUCUAUGUUUAUUUGUGAUCACAAUGUGGAUGUUUUGCACCAGACUUCUCUGCUUAAAGAUUUAAGAUAUUGUUCCAUUUUUAACCAAAAGAAAACAUGGCUAUGCUCUCUACCAGCAGGAAGUUGCUUAGGUUAGGUCAGAAGUCCUAAACCUAAAACUUAACUGCAUGCAAUAAAAAAACAAACUAUUAUCAUUCUUGGUGAAAUCAUUUAGGUACCCUUUUCUUUUCUAUGAAAUGUCAGACAGGAUGAAACAUUGGUGCAAACUGGUGAACUCACCCAGAGCCUGAUAUAUUGCUGCUUUCAACACUCAUAUUGUCUUCUGUUUAGCAAUAUCCUGCUGUGAUCUCACCUUCUAUCUAUUUCACUCAUAGAUGCGUGUCUUAUAUGUGUAUAACAAGUGAAAAAUGUGUAUUCCACACACUGUGACGUCAAAUCACACACAUCAAAAAACUGACAUGGCAAUAAGAGGCUCACGUCGUCACCGGAUGCUCCCAGCAUGAAUAUAAAAAAUGAAGGGGUUUUAUUUUUCAUAGAUUUCAAAUGCGGAGAUUGACCCGCCCAGGAAUGACAUCACUAACUAGUAAAAACAUAAAAAUCACUCGCAGGAUCUGAAGUUUACUA
Cyprinodon variegatus (sheepshead minnow) is the source of this 2424-nucleotide messenger RNA. It is a transcript of the gene nfil3-6, whose product is annotated as nuclear factor interleukin-3-regulated protein-like. Gene Ontology annotation, molecular function: DNA-binding transcription factor activity; DNA binding. NCBI's taxonomy places the organism in Eukaryota, Metazoa, Chordata, Actinopteri, Cyprinodontiformes, Cyprinodontidae. The transcript has 2 exons. Gene Ontology annotation, biological process: circadian rhythm; regulation of DNA-templated transcription. The record is from RefSeq and is a predicted model, not a curated record. Gene Ontology annotation, cellular component: nucleus. Bases 311 to 1525 code for a protein of 404 amino acids.